Labrus bergylta (ballan wrasse) is the source of this 5181-nucleotide messenger RNA. The record is from RefSeq and is a predicted model, not a curated record. NCBI's taxonomy places the organism in Eukaryota, Metazoa, Chordata, Actinopteri, Labriformes, Labridae.
GAGAGAGAAGGUGAUGUCAGCUGAGUUCAGAAAGUAAACAGAGUUCCAGACUGCAGCAUGCUGUCUGCGGGACGGGGACUGCAGCUGGGUCAAACCCACAGGGGCACCCAAACAAUCCCCUGGACCAGCACCUUUAUCACUGGGAAGGAGGGCUGGUUCCUCUUCAUCUUCCUCUUCAUCCUUAUCUCCUCACCCCAAGGGAGAGCCUGGCCCUACGAUUACAGGUAUUUGUACAACCACUGCCCUGGCCCUGAGUGGAACGUUAUGUGCAGAGCCUGCUGCGAGUACGACGUGAUUCGCUGUAAAUGCCCUCUGCAGGGGACUCCGGUGGGCUAUGCUGUACCCUGCUGCCGCAACGCCAUCAAUGAGUGCGACCCCUGCAUCAUCCAUCCAGGUUGCAGUAUAUUUGAAAACUGUAAGCGCUGUAACAACGGGACAUGGGGGCCCCGGGAUGACUUCUUCAUUAACGGGAAAUACUGCGCUGAGUGUCGCCCCGGCUGGUCCGGUGGGGACUGCAUGAAGUGUGGUGGAGUGAUCCAUAAACGACAGGGCCAUAUAGUGCUGGAGAGCUACCCCAACAACGCUCGCUGUGAGUGGACAAUACAGGUGGAUCCUCCCUUUACCAUAGAACUCAGGUUUAUGAUGCUGAGCCUGGAGCUUCACCAUUCUUGUCGCUAUGACUACGUGGAGGUCCGAGACGGUGACAGCAUCAACUCAGGUGUUAUCGGUCGAUUCUGUGGGAACAACAGACCCGACCCGAUUCAGAGCUCUGGAAACAGUCUGCACAUCCUCUUCGUGUCUGAUGGCUACAAGAACUUUGAUGGCUUCUUUGCCACUUUCCAGGAGAACUCAGCUUGCAGCUCCUCACCGUGCCUGCACGAUGGGACUUGCAUCCUGGACAGUUCUUACACAUACCACUGUGCCUGUCUGGCCGGCUACACGGGCAAGAGAUGCGAAAACGUGGUGGGCUGCCAAAGGCCUCCAGUCCCCACCCAUGGAUCAACAGAGGGUUUGUUUCAUCACUCGGGGGCACACGUCACUUUCCGCUGCGACCCUGGCUUUGAGCUGCGGGGGGUUGGCACUGCCAUCUGCCUGAGUGACGGCUCCUGGAGUGCACCUGCCCCCAAGUGUGUGCCACUAGAGAGAGUCUGCUCUUUACCACCUAAGCCAACACAUGGGGACCACUUCCUGGUUUAUGGACCCAAUGAUGUCAUUAUUGCUCUGCAGUACCUGUGCUACAAUCCCUAUGAGCUCAGUGGAAACUCCCAGAGAACCUGCCUCCCCAACAACACCUGGGGUGGGCCUCCUCCCGUCUGCACCCAAGUGAAUAAUACUCUAUCUGAAGCAGAAAAGGACAAAUACAAUACGAAGGACACAGAAACGGAUAUCUACAUUGACAAAGACAUCAGCAAACAUACAGAGAAAGGUCAGGAGAAAACAACUGGAGAAAAAGAAAGCGUACAAGGGAGAGAUAAAAACACCGGGCAUGAGAAUACCACAGCAGUCAGUGGGGAAGAUAAAUAUACUGGUACCAUUCCAGAGAAAACUGUGGCUGAGGAUAAGACUAAAGAGGAGCCAGGGGAAAGAAAUAGUGGGUCAGAAAAACCCACAGGAGGAAGUAAAGAUAAAGAGGAUAGCAAAGGCUCAGACAGCAGCUUGAACACAGUUGAAAAGACAGAACCUGAGGUAGGAAAGCCGCCUGAGGAAAAGGAAGAUGCAGACUUGGAUUCAGGAAAGACAGACAUCACAGAAAUAAUUGUGAUAAAAGACAAAGGACAAGAGGAAAAGGAGAGAAAAGAGGAGCAGGUGAAUGGAAAAAGAGAUCAGGACAAAGUGGGGCCUAACGAUACCAAGCUGAGGACGGUCAUAUCUGAGGGUGAAAACACAGUGGAGAUAUUUGAAGUGGAAAUGACAAAAAACAACACAAUUCUACAUGGUACAAAGGAUCCAACGACAGACAAUAAUACCAUCGUUUCUCUGGGAAGGAAAGUCAUUCCACCUCGGGUAAACAUUACUCAGUACACCUUGUACAGAGGAGGAGGUGAGGAGAGUGGAAGAGCAAAGGAAAAACCAAUAGUUAAAGAAGAAAAGAAAGAACAAGAGAAGUCUAAAGAGAAGGAAAAAGAAAUCAACCAAAGCUUCGACGAGAAAAGCUGCCCUCCUCUCCCUCGCCUCUACCAUGGCUACCAGCAGCCUGUUCCGGGGGUUAAACCUGAUACUGUGGCGUUCUUCUGUAAUCAUUCCUACGCCCUCAGUGGUGACGCCAGGCGUACCUGCCAGCCUGAUGGAACCUGGAGUGGAAAACAACCCCUCUGUGUCAGAGCAUGCAGGGAGCCUAAAGUUUCAGAGCUGGUAAGACAGAAAGUUCUGCCCCCUCAGACACCAUCCAGAAAGACACCUUUGCACAAACUUUACUCCACUAUGCAGGGCCGGCAGCUUCAGUCUGACGACCCUUCCAAAGCCCCCCCUCCGCUUUCUCAGCUGCCUCAGGGAUUCCAUCCCCUCUACACACAUAUAGAGUACGAGUGCGCUUCUCAGUUCUACCAACACUCUGGCAGCUCACGCCGCACUUGCCUGAAGACUGGGAAAUGGAGCGGGCGUCAUGUUUCCUGUUCACCAGUGUGUGGGAAGCAUCCAACCUUUGACCCAGAGAGGCCUGCAGAGGCUCACUGGCCUUGGCUGGCAGCCAUCUACCGCCGCUCCUCCAACAGAGCAGCCGAGACAAAGGUGAGCAAGGCUGACAGCCAGGCAGGGUCCCUGAAGAAGAACGUCGGAGCAGGAAAUGGCAACCACAACGAGGCCUCUGACUGGCAGCUGGUGUGCAGCGGGGCUAUGGUGAACCAACGCAGCGUGGUGGUAGCAGCCCACUGUGUGACGGAGCUGGGGAAGGUGUACCCUCUAGAUGUGGCCAAGAUCAAGGUGGUGGUGGGAAAGCACUUCAGAGAUGACCACAGGGAGAGUAAAGGCCUUCAACACCUGAGGGUGGCCUCCAUUGUUGUUCACACAAACUACGACCCCCAUAUCCUGGACUCUGACAUUGCUGUCGUUAAAUUACUGGACAAAGCAAGGAUUGGAGACAAGGUUUUACCCCUUUGCCUCUCAGACAGCCAAGGAGAAGAGGCCAUCUCUGGACAGGGGCUCGUAACAGGCUGGUCUCCACUUCCCGACUCAAAUUUGGGUCCUGAUGAGAAGGCGAGGGUGGGGCUAGUUCGCCUUGCUGAUGUAGUUCCCUGUGAGCAGCAGUACGCUCGCAACGGCGUGCCAGUCAGCGUCACAGACAAUAUGCUUUGUGGCAGCCAUAAGCCUGACUAUGGGCACUCUAACAUAUGUCCCUCUGACACUGGUGGGAUCCUCGUCCUCCCUGCCCUCUCUGACAACCAAGCCAGCCACGACCGAAAGCCCUCUGUUGGCUUAACACCGGCUGAGAAGGAGAGCAAAGGGCUGUGGAGACUUCUGGGACUGGUGAGCUUUGGUUAUGACCAGGGGGAGUGUGAUCCAGACCUCUACACAGUCUACACACAUGUAGCAAAUUUUAAAGACUGGAUUGAGAACAAUCUGAAGUAAAAAAUCCUACUAGCUGACUCUCCCUCUUCCCCUUUCCUUCUUAAAAUGCCUUCAUAUCUUACAUUUCUCUCUUGUAUGUUUGUCUGUUUUUCAGCCUCUUUAAUCUUUUUUUUUACCUGGUGUUUUGCACAAGGGCAUUUUCUUACACCAUGCAACAGCACUGGAAACACUGGACAAAACAGUGCUCUAACUGAAGGGGGUGCUAACACACCGGCAUCAGACCUCAGCGCUCAGGUCUCUAAACCUGAGGUUACAGACUUGACCAGAAAACCCUCUCAAGCCUCUCGCUGAUGACGGUUUUUAUUGUACCCAUUGGUAUGUAUAUAUGCUGUAAUGUACUGAAUUAUUUAAUCAAUUCAUACGACUGAAGAGAUGUAAAUAUUGUAUUGAAAGACAGAAAAAUCACGAGGUUUUUUUAAUUAAAGAAAAUGUGGCUGUGGUAUAGCUGGUUAGAGUGUGGUUAUUUUUAAUCGUAGUGUAAGGUUUAGAAUGUAUGAGUACCCUUUAAAAAAUAUUCCACCUACUUCACAUGGAUUCAAUAAUGGCAUUACAAUGAUGUGAAAUAAACACUAUAUAUUUGCUCUUUAAAGAACACAAUGGGUGUGUGCAGUGAAGCAAAUGAAUCCAGGUCAGAUUGGCACCAAUUUUCACAACCGUAAACUGAGCACGUUACUCACAGAUCAAUUCCUUCUUCUGCGCGCAAAUUAAAUCAAUUACUUCCAAUCUGACCCUUCUCCAUUAUUCAGAAGUGAGAGAACACAGAAAGAAGAUCUGCAGAUCUGCUUCCAAAGGGGGCAAUGAAGAAUACAUUUUAACUCCACGGGUUGGCACAAAGAUGAGAGAGCUGGGUGCUGGUUGUUCAGUUGUCCUUAAUUUGGAGAUUUCUAAAUUAUAAUUUUACAAGUUGAAAAUUGUUUUAAAAUCAAGUAAACCAAGGUUACAACAGGUUUGGUGCCACAAACUUCAACAGAGACCAAAAAAAGCCUUGGAAGUGCUUUCAGUAUUAUCAGUCAUAUCCUGGUUCUCAUUAGGGGUUUUCAGACCAAACGGUUCAGGGGUGUUUUUGAAGAGGGAGUUCCCUGAGAACUACAGGUACACAUCAUGGGGACUCUUUAUGUCUGCAUUCACAGUGGCAUGGUGCUGUGACAGAACCUACUCUGAUGCAGGAGCUAAAUAGGUUCCUCUAAACAGGGUUCUAGGAACUAAAAUAGUUCAUAGUUCCUGCGGAGGGGAACCAAUAAAAAAGAGGCCUUUAAGACACUUUAAGUCAAUCCUGUGAUCUGAAAACACUGUCACUUAUUUUUAAUCGUACAAUGAGUUUGUAAAUGUUUUACAAAAUGGUUCUUGGUUCAACUGGUGGAAGCCAGGUUUCAUCUUUAAUGGCUAGAACAUGAGGCUGAUGAGAGUGGGGAAUAAAAGUAUUUCAUAAAUGUUAUGUAAAUGAAAUGAGAUGGAUUGAUUAUAUCUGUUUGUGCAGUUUAACUCACUGAUAGUAGUAGUGGGAACAGGGUGAUGUGAUUAGGGCUCCUCCCAUUUGUCAGAAGCUAGCAGCUCUGUACAGGCUGAUGGCAAAGAUAAAUGUCAUUCAUGCAAUAAAAUGUUUUGAUUCUGAAUGAA